Messenger RNA from Ochotona princeps (American pika), 1083 nucleotides. It is a transcript of the gene VSX1, whose product is annotated as visual system homeobox 1. Gene Ontology annotation, biological process: regulation of DNA-templated transcription. Gene Ontology annotation, cellular component: nucleus. Lineage: Eukaryota; Metazoa; Chordata; Mammalia; Lagomorpha; Ochotonidae. The transcript is spliced from 5 exons. The record is from RefSeq and is a predicted model, not a curated record. Gene Ontology annotation, molecular function: DNA-binding transcription factor activity, RNA polymerase II-specific; transcription cis-regulatory region binding. The coding region runs from base 1 to 1083 and encodes 360 amino acids.
AUGAGCGGCCGGGAUGCUCUUUCCGACGGGCGCACCAGGAGCAGGGCGGCGCGGGCGCUCGGGGGGUCGUCCGGCGCCUCGCGCCCCCGGGGCUUCGCCAUCACAGAUCUGCUGGGCUUGGAGACCGAGCUGCCCGCGCCGGGCUCGGGCUGCGAGGGCGCACCGGCGGCUCCGGGUCCCGGCCCGGGCUUCAGCCGCUCCUGCCUGGCUCCCGGGGCGCUCCCGCUGGGGUUGGGCCUCCUCUGCGGCCUCGGCGCCAAGCCCCCAGCCGCCUCCGCCCGGGCGCCCUACCUGCUCCUCACCGACGUGCCUUUCCUGCCGCCGGCGGAGCCGGAACCCGCUGCCCCGCAGCCCCCCGGGGGCCCUCCGGCCGUCUGCCAGAAACGCGGAGAGAGCGUCUCGACGUCCGAUGAUGACAGUCCCUCAGAAGAUGGGGGUAACCGGAAGGCCUCCCCCUCCCUGGGCAAGAGGAAGAAGCGAAGGCACAGGACCGUUUUUACUGCCCAUCAGCUGGAAGAGCUGGAGAAGGCAUUCAGCGAGGCCCACUACCCUGAUGUGUACGCCAGAGAAAUGCUAGCUGUGAAAACUGAGCUCCCAGAAGAUCGCAUACAGGUCUGGUUUCAGAACCGCAGGGCCAAGUGGCGCAAGCGGGAGAAGCGUUGGGGCGGCAGCAGCGUGAUGGCAGAGUACGGGCUGUACGGGGCCAUGGUGCGACACUGCAUCCCACUGCCGGACUCGGUGCUGAACUCGGCCGACGGGGGCCUGCGUGGGGCCUGUGUGCCGUGGCUGCUGGGAAUGCAUAAAAAAUCCACAGAGACAGUAAGGAAACCAGGAAGUGACGACAGGCUGACGGGACUGUGGGAUCCGGACCACCUGCAAGAAGCCUCGAGCCGGAGGCCUGCAGGAAUGGAGAGAGGCUCGUGCCAGGAGAGCCCCGAGCACGGCUUGGAAGACAGAGCCAUGGAUCUCUCCAGCUCUGCCCGGCAGGAAAGCAGGAAGGUGCCGCCUGGAGCAGGUGCCCAAGGAUGCUCUGACAUCAUGGAGCUGGACAGGCCCCAGCUGGGGAAGCCAGGAGCCUCCUGA